Molecule: messenger RNA, 1073 nt
Organism: Trichechus manatus latirostris (Florida manatee)
Lineage: Eukaryota; Metazoa; Chordata; Mammalia; Sirenia; Trichechidae
Product: olfactory receptor 10H1-like
Exons: 1
Coding region: 123-1073 (316 amino acids)
Biological process (GO): G protein-coupled receptor signaling pathway; detection of chemical stimulus involved in sensory perception of smell
Cellular component (GO): plasma membrane
Molecular function (GO): olfactory receptor activity; G protein-coupled receptor activity
Source: RefSeq, a predicted model, not a curated record
CUUUCUGUUUGUAGCUGAGUACUUAACCAUCUGUGCCACCUAGAGACUCCAAUCUAUGUCUAGAGCCUAUGUUUUAACCACUGUUCUUCACUCUGUUUCUGAUCUCAUCAGAUGAAGCAUCCAUGCCUGGUCAGAACCAUAGCACUGUGUCUGAAUUCAUCCUCAUUGGCUUCUCCAACUUCCCCCAGCAGCUCAUACCAGCUUUCUUCCUCUUGUUUCUGCUGAUGUACCUGUUCACACUACUGGGGAACCUGCUCGUCAUGGCCACCAUCUGGAGUGAGCGCAGCCUCCACACGCCCAUGUACCUCUUCCUGUGUGCCCUCUCCAUCUCCGAGAUCCUCUACACCUUCACCAUCAUUCCGCACAUGCUGGCCGACCUGCUCUCUACCCACCACACCAUUGCCCUCGUGGCCUGUGCCAGCCAGAUGUUCUUCUCCUUCAUGUUUGGCUUCACCCACUCCUUCCUGCUCACAGUCAUGGGCUACGACCGCUAUAUGGCCAUUUGCCAUCCUCUGCGCUACAACAUCCUCAUGAAUCCCCGGGGUUGUGCUUGCCUGGUGGCCUGGUCCUGGGCUGGGGGUUCUGUCAUGGGGAUGGUGGUGACAAUGGCCAUUUUCAACCUCACUUUUUGUGGCCCCAAUGAAGUCCACCAUUUCUUCUGCCAUGUGCCGCCCCUUGUGAAGUUGGCCUGUGGGGACAAUGUCUUUGCUGUGGCCAAGGGCGUGGGCCUGGUGUGCAUCACAGCUCUGCUGGGCUGCUUUCUCCUCAUCUUCCUCUCCUAUGCCUUCAUUGUGGCCACCAUCUUGAAAAUCCCCGUGACUGAGGGUCAACACAAAGCCUUCUCCACCUGUGUAUCUCACCUUAUUGUGGUUGUUGUGCACUAUGGCUUCGCCUCUGUCAUCUACCUCAAGCCCAAAGGUAGCAACUUUCUGGAAGGUGACACCCUCAUGGGCACCACUUACACAGUCCUCACAACUUUCCUCAGCCCCAUCAUCUUCAGCCUCAGGAACAAGGAGCUGAAGAAUGCCCUGAAGAAGACCUUUCUCAGCAAAAUCUUUCCCCUGAGCUUCUAA